Messenger RNA from Mytilus trossulus (common blue mussel), 1393 nucleotides. RefSeq lists its product as uncharacterized. Bases 184 to 933 code for a protein of 249 amino acids. Gene Ontology annotation, molecular function: zinc ion binding; nucleic acid binding. NCBI's taxonomy places the organism in Eukaryota, Metazoa, Mollusca, Bivalvia, Mytilida, Mytilidae. The record is from RefSeq and is a predicted model, not a curated record. The transcript has 3 exons.
AAGAAUUUUAUCGUAUGAUAAUUCUAUUAAUAUAACAAUAGAAUUGUAACAGGUUUUAUAAACCCGAGUGUAUUUAAAUACGGUGGACUCGAAUUGAAAUUAUCGAUAAGGGCGUUGACCAUUCGCAUGUACACACGUAGUUUUUGUUAGUUAAACCUGUAUUGCCGUAGACUUACGUUGACAAUGUCCGAUAUGGAGGAGGAAAUCUUGGAUUUACCGAGUGAGCAAGGUACGUCUACUAGAAAUUCGCAUGAAAUGUCUAAUGCAGACUUAUUUUCACUUCUCAAGACGUAUAUGGAUACUAGACUGUCAGGUAUUGAAACAUCUUUCACAGAUACCACGCAUACUUUGGAGAAAAAGGUUAAAAAGGCUGAAAAUUCGUUCAAGUUCAAGGGGCAUCAGGUUCAGUACGAGCUGAACGUAGAUUUACAGGAUUUGGUACAGAGGGCGUUGGAUUAUUUAGGGAGAAAUAAGUCGGAUAAAGCGGUAACUAUUCUGAAUGAGGCUCUUAACACGCUAAAGAAAAGAAACAAGCUCAUAAGAAUUGCUGACAAGUCGGAGGGAGGGUGGAAGACCGUACAAGAAUAUUUGUCCGAUGAUUUAGCCAGCGACUCAGAGGAUGAAAAGAAGAUAAGGGCAGCUGAUACCCGGGCGGUGAAAAAGUUAAAGGCCGUUAAAUCUGCAGACAAGAAGCAGAACGUUCGAAAAAGACCAGCUGAAGCAUCCGGUUCUACAUCGCAGACAGCGCAUAACGCAAUUCCAGUUUCUGUCAGCAUGCCGCCCUUUCGCGGGAGCAGACCUGGUUACGGAAAUCAGGUCAAAAGGUCCAGGGAAGGAGAUAUGUGUUUCAGGUGUGGAUUAUUUGGACAUUGGGCAUCCGAUUGCAAAAAAGACACCAAGACUGGAUUUGGAGCUCCCAGAGGAAAUACAUAAGGAUUUCAGCGCUCAUACGGACACUUUACAGAUUUUACUGACUGGAGGUUCUCUAUUCAAAGAUGUUGGCUUACAGAAGCUGAUUGAUGUAUAUAUUGUGUCACUUGACGAUAUUUUUGGGACCACAUGGUCUGUAGAUACCACUGGGUAUAGUUAUGGUCACUGGACCUGUUUUUUCUGUUUGUUGUAAGCUGAGCAGUUACGCAUAUUUCAAGAUUGUUGAGACAACCUUUUUAAAUUUAUUUAAACAGAGGACGUAUAUAUAUUCUGUGAUGUGGACUGUAUUUGCAAAAUUACAAACAUUUGUAAUUUGUUGCUCAUUUGAUAUACAUGUAUUGUAAUUAUUUGGUAUAACAUAAAAGAGAAUGGUCAUCGUGCCUGACAAGUUCUAAAACUAGUGUUUUAGUUAUUUAUAUAUGAAUGAGAUAAGAAAAAGAUGGGGCCGAGGUAUAUAGAAAUU